Messenger RNA from Diaporthe amygdali, 852 nucleotides. RefSeq lists its product as uncharacterized. NCBI's taxonomy places the organism in Eukaryota, Fungi, Ascomycota, Sordariomycetes, Diaporthales, Diaporthaceae. The record is from RefSeq and is a predicted model, not a curated record. The transcript has a single exon. The coding region runs from base 1 to 852 and encodes 283 amino acids.
AUGUACCUCGGACGUUUAGGCUCAGAGCACAGUGGAAUGAUCAUGGGCCUCUGCCCGAGCCUGGAGCUGAUGGGAGCUACAGUGAAGCCACACAGCGAGCAAAUGGUCAACAAGUUGCUCCAGGGAACAGGGUGGGAACUUGUUCCUGAGCACAUUUUAGGUGCGACGAUUACCGGCCGGGCGCCACGGUGGGCAGGAAAGCAGAGGAAGUUUGCGCAGCUGGGCAUGGUGAUGAUAGCCGCCAACCUCCAAAGAGAUGACCAGCCUUUUCCGUCGGGUUUAUGGCACAGGACCAACUUCGUGCUUGCGGCCCAGAUAAAUGAGCAGGGAAAGGCUUCAGCGCUUUGGCUCCUGUUCUAUCCUCCCCACUACCGCAACCGCAUCAACAGCGUGGCUCUCUCAUACCCCGAGUUUAAUCUUUUCACCAUCGCGGCCGUGGACCCCCUCCAACUCAACCGGACUCAAAACAAAGUCUUCCUAGUCAGUCUUGGCUCGGCCAGCUGGCGCCGAAAGAUGGAGACAAUAGAAGAUUGUACGGAAGGGCUGGGCAUUGUGACCCUUGAGUUCGUCGAAGACCUCCAGCCCGUUCACUAUGUCAGAGUGGUGUGGAACUCUGCAGUACAAUUCAGCCAGGCGCCAUUGGUGCUGAAGAAUUUGGUCAUAAAGUCGUCAAACGGGCAGAAAAGAUGUAUCUGGGUUUGCGAGGGCUUUCCAAACCAUCCAUUGCUGACCUGUCCGGCCUACAUCACACCGGAUAGAGACCCUUUGCCUGGCAUGCUGCCUAGUGCCCCAAUGCUCGUCCCUGGGUCAGAUGAAGUGAAGAUGGUCUACGAGCCAGGAUCUCCGUAUUAA